AUGUUUGACGACGACGAAAAAGACAAGUGCAAGUAUGGCUACGGCGUCGACCCCCAGGCGAAAGAUGUGCGCGUCCAGCUCAUUCUGUCGCUGGCCUUGGGCAUCUCAGCCCUGGUUACAUUUUGUAUUCUCCGCCCAAGAUGGCCGACACUGUAUGCCGCUCGAAAGCGCCGACUCGACCCCAAGAUAGACUUGCCUGCAUUACCGAAGACCUUGACGGGAUGGAUUCUGCCUCUGAUCAAGGUUACUGAAGAGCAGAUUCUGACAUCGGCUGGCCUUGAUGCCUUUGUGUUCCUUGCCUUUUUCAAAAUGGCCAUUAAAAUCUUCUGCAUCAUGGGCUUUUUUGCCGUCGUUGUACUUAAUCCGAUAAACCUACACUACCCAGGAUAUUCAGGUAUGCCAGGUAUACCUGGAAACGGGACCAUGGUAGCCCUGGAAGAAGACGACGGGGAGGAUAAGAGUACUGAGAAGUCAUAUCUCUGGGCAUAUGUCGUCUUUACGUAUCUAUUUGCCGGUAUGACUAUGUAUAUGAUCAACACCGAAACGGUCCGCGUCAUCCGCAUUCGACAAGACUACCUAGGCUCUCAGACGACAAUUACCGAUCGUACCUUUCGACUUACUGGUGUUCCCGCCAGACUGCGAUCCGAAGCACGCCUAACCGCAUUAAUUGAGAAACUGGGUAUCGGAAAGGUUGAGAGCAUCACUCUUUGCAGGAACUGGAAGACUCUUGACGACUUGGUUGACAAGCGCCAAAUCACUCUACUGAAGCUAGAAAAGGAAUGGGCAAAGUACCUCAAAACUCAGCACGAUCCUCAUGAUCAUAGCCAGGGGGAAUAUCGGAAUGAUGGGGCUACUGAGAAUGGUGACGAGGCUCCCCAACGCGACGAGGAGUAUGGCGGCGAAAACGAACGACUACUCGCAAGCCAACCCAACCAGCCGCAUGUGCUGGAAGGGCAGCGACCCCAGAUAUCUGUGUGGUAUGGCCCAUUCCACCUACGCAGUAAAACUGUGGACUCCAUCGAUUAUUUUGAAGAGAAGCUGCGCCGAAUCGAUGAAAUGAUUGUCGAUGCUCGUCAACAAGACUACGAAGCGACGGACAUGGCGCUCGUCACAAUGGACUCGGUUGCGUCUUGCCAAAUGUUCAUCCAAGCUCGAAUUGAUCCUCGACCUGGCCGUCUCUUGACCAAGGCUAUGCCCUCGCCAGCCGAUUUGAUUUGGCGCAACACGUAUACUCCUCGUGGCGUUCGCCGACUCAAGUCUUGGGCCAUCACUGUCUUCAUCGUCAUUCUAACACUCUUGUUCAUCUUCCCAACUGCACUCCUUUCUACCUGGCUGAAUAUUUGCAAUAUUAAAAAGAUCUGGUCCAGUUCAUUUGCGCUAUGGCUGGGAGACCACCCCAUCGUCAAGUCUCUCGUGCAAAAUGGUAUUCCUACAGUGGCUGUUUCGUUGCUCAACGUGGCAGUUCCGUACCUCUACAACUGGCUUUCCAACUGUCAAGGAAUGAUUUCACAGGGUGAUAUUGAACUCUCUCUCAUUUCAAAAAACUUCUUCUUUACCUAUUUUAACACCUUCUUUGUAUUUGCUAUUUCAAAGACGGCUGUCGAAUUCAUCGGUGCAUUGAGGGACUUGCUCAAAGACACAAGCUUAAUCCCCAGAACCAUUGCAGACCGCGUCGAGUCCAUGUCAACCUUUUACACCAGUUUCAUUCUCCUUCAAGGUAUUGGCCUCAUGCCCUUCCGCAUCCUGCAAGUGGGUGGCGUUUUUCUCUACCCGUUUUACAAGCUGUCGUCUGCCACUCCACGAGACUUUGAUUUACUCAAGAAACCUGGCACUUUUCAGUAUGGCUUCUAUUUACCAACUGCUCUUUUGGUCUUUAAUCUUUGCAUCAUCUACAGCGUCACCAAAGAUGGUGCUGGCAUCCUCGCGGCAGGAGUUGUGUACUUUACUCUCGGAUACUUUACCUACAAGUACAUGCUUCUCUAUUCUAUGGACCAACCACAGCAUGCUACGGGCGGUGCUUGGCGUCUUAUUUGCCGCAGAAUUGUCUUUGGCUUGGUGAUUUUUGAAAUCGUCAUGAUUGGCCAGAUUGCCACUCACGCAGCCUUUGUGCAGUCUGUUGCUGUUGUUCCCCUUGUACCCUUUACAAUCUGGUACAGUUACUACUUUACCCGCCGAUUCGAACCUUUGACAAAGUAUAUUGCGCUCCGCAACAUUCACUCCGAGGAUGCGGCAAGUGAUGAAGCUAUUUCCGACGAGGACGUGGACUCUGGAGCGGAUAGUUCACGACCACAGACUGUUCUUCGUCGUGGUAGCACCCUGGACGAGCUCCGAGAAGAGGGUCUGUCGUUUGUCAACCCGAGCCUCGUUAAACCACUUGUCCAACCAUGGAUCUACAAAGAUCCUCCUCCUCUGCCUAAUGACGAUACUCGCACAGAGUCAAGCUCGCAGUAUGGCCAGCCCACGUUGGUCCUUCCUAAUGCCGACAGUUCGCUCGGUAUAGGAGAAGACAAUGUGUGGCAGGAUGCUCGCCGCUCUUGA
[Torrubiella] hemipterigena is the source of this 2538-nucleotide messenger RNA. The record is from the annotation of a GenBank genome assembly. Lineage: Eukaryota; Fungi; Ascomycota; Sordariomycetes; Hypocreales; Clavicipitaceae.